Pipistrellus nathusii (Nathusius's pipistrelle) is the source of this 1395-nucleotide messenger RNA. NCBI's taxonomy places the organism in Eukaryota, Metazoa, Chordata, Mammalia, Chiroptera, Vespertilionidae. The record is from the annotation of a GenBank genome assembly.
AUGUCACAAAUAGGAGAAAAACUGUUCCAAGAGCAAAUUAUGAUGAGACAUCUGAAGAUGAAUGCUUGUUCAUACGCACACGUGGAGUCUUCGUGGGAGACUAAGGAGUCUGUGAAAGAGAGCUCCGGUCAGAGUAAGAAAUUCAGCCCACACAUGGACAGUCUUGGUCUUGAGAGUGCUCGCCAGCAGUUCCGGAGUUUCUGUUACCAGGAAGCACCUGGACCCCUUGAGGCUGUUCACCAACUUCAGGAAUUAUGCCAUCAGUGGCUCAAGCCAGAGAUCCUCUCAAAAGAACAGAUCUUGGAACUGCUGGUGCUAGAGCAGUUCCUAAACAUUCUGCCUAGGGAUAUUCAGAACUGGGUACAGAGGUAUCAUCCCCAGAGCAUCAAAGAGGUUGUGGCCCUAGUAGAGCACUUUCAGAGAGAACCUGGUGGAAUAAGUAAUGAGGUCACAGUCCAUGACCUGGGAAAGGAGGCAGUGCUCUUGGGAGGAACAGCAGAGGUCCCAGGCUUUAAGUGGAAGCCAGCAGAGCCCCAAGCAAUGGGUGUGUUCCAGAAAGAAUGUUGGGAUGCAUACCAGAGUUUGUUGACAUUUGAAGAUGUGGCUGUGCAUUUUUCCGAAGAAGAAUGGAAAUUACUGGCCCCUACUCAGAUGAUCCUCUACAAUGAAGUAAUGCAGGAAAACUAUGAGACUGUCAUCUCUCUAGGGUUAAAGCUCAAAAAUGACACUGGAAAUGACCCACCUAUGUCUACUUCUCCAUUAGAAAUACAAACAACAGGAUGCAAAGUAUUAAGAAAGGCCAGAAUGAAAGUUGCCCAGCAAACGACAGUCAAAGAAAAUCCUGGUGGUACACAUAAGGUACGGAAACGGCCUCGAGCUUUUCUGGGGAGAAAGAGAAAGAAACUUCCAACUUGUAAGCAAGAGCUUCCAAAACAUAUGGAUCUUCAUGGGAAAGGCCAUGCAGGAGAGAAACCUUUUAAAUGUCAGGAAUGUGGAAAAGGCUUCAGAGUUAGCUCUGACCUAAUUAAGCACCAGAGAAUUCACACUGAAGAGAAACCCUAUAAAUGUCAACAGUGUGAUAAGAGGUUUAGAUGGAGUUCAGAUUUAAAUAAGCACUUAAUGGCACACCAGGGAAUAAAACCAUAUAGAUGCUCAUGGUGUGGAAAAAGCUUUAGUCACAACACAAAUCUACACACACACCUAAGAAUUCACACAGGAGAGAAGCCCUUUAAAUGUCAUGAAUGUGGAAAAAGAUUCAUUCAGAACUCGCACCUUAUUAAACACCAAAGAACCCACACAGGUGAGCAGCCUUAUUCCUGUAGCAUAUGUAGGAGAAACUUCAGCAGGCGGUCAAGCCUUCUUAGACACCAAAAGCUCCAUGUGAGAAAGGAAUAA